Capsella rubella is the source of this 1184-nucleotide messenger RNA. RefSeq names its product transcription repressor OFP12. Bases 245 to 949 code for a protein of 234 amino acids. Gene Ontology annotation, biological process: negative regulation of DNA-templated transcription. NCBI's taxonomy places the organism in Eukaryota, Viridiplantae, Streptophyta, Magnoliopsida, Brassicales, Brassicaceae. The record is from RefSeq and is a predicted model, not a curated record. The transcript has a single exon.
AUAAUUUGGUCUUAAGAAUUACAGCAAAGCACGAUGCAUGGCGUAAAUAUAAUACAUUAUACAUACAUACAUGGUGGUACAUUACAUAUAUUACAUAACAUAAGGGAAGACGACAUAUAAAUACAUAUGGACAUGAUACAAUACUAUCAAACAAAUGAAAGACACCUAGCUUUAGCUAUUAAUCCACUUGCUCAAAACAUAUUCUCUCUCACUCUCUUUCUCUCUAAACAAACAAAUUAAAGCAAUGCCAAGAGUCAUGUGGAAGAGCUUCCAUCUUUGCUUCCCAUCAAAUCUCACCGAGCCCUCUGAAUCUUCUCCUUCCGAUCAUAUUCCCACCUCCGACGAUCCCAACCGUCCAUCCAUUCUUCUCAUCAACAACUUCAACCUCCUCUAUGACGACUCCUCCGCCGCCAGACGCCGCCUAGCUAAGCCUCUCAUCGACGACGUUGUACCCUCUAAUUCCACCUUCACCGCCUCCACAUCCACCGCCGCUAACUCUUCUUCCUCCUCCGCCUCCUACGAUGACAGUGAUACUUACGGUUUUUCCCCUGGCGACGACUCUCCCCCUCCUGACUUAACCACCGUUUUAGCCUCCCGUCGUUUCUUCUUCUCGUCUCCUGGUCGCUCCAACUCGAUCACUGACUCGCCGGACCUCCGCUGCCGUGAUGAUUACGAUACUGCCACUACAACCACUAGGCUUCUGAUCACAGGAGGAACGGCCGUGAAAGAAUACGUGGAAUCCCCUGAUCCUUACAACGACUUCCGGAGAUCAAUGCAGGAGAUGCUGGACGCCGCUACAAACGCCGGAGAUGUUCGCCGUUACGAGUUCUUGCACGAGCUGUUGCACAGUUACCUCUCUUUGAAUGCCGCCGAUACACACAAGUUCAUUAUCAGAGCUUUCGCCGACAUUCUCGUCUCUCUCUUAUCAGACGGCCACCGGAUCAGCUGACGUGUGGCAUAUAUUCUAUGCAUGCUGCCGUGUAACUUAUUGUUAUUCACUUUUGUAACGCGUUAGGACAAAAACAAUUUGAAAGUUAAAUAUGUAAUUAUAGUGUAAUGAUACGAGAAAAUCGAGAGAGGCGUGGGUUUUUGUCUCGAUCGCAUGCUAGUUAAAUUGCUUUUAAUCUUUUUGUUGUUAUUAAUUACCAUUCUAAAUAAAAUCAAGGACACUUUUGCCUGUGAAA